GUGGCUACGGCUCCGGAAAAAGGGUCUAGUUCUGUCGAAGGCGGGGCUGCAGGCCCGGGGGCGGCACCGCGUCCUUCGAAGGGCGGUGCCAAGGAGUCAAGGGAGGAGCCUGGCCCGAGUAAUGGCCCCGGGCGUCUUCGCGGGGGUGGUCUCCGUGGUGGCCGGGCUUGGGGACGCGGUAGGCCGAGAACUCCACCGGGAGAGGUGGUGUGGGUGGAGCGGGCUCGGCGGCCAGAAGACACAGGGCCAGUCUGGGUGCCCCGGAGACCCCCAAGGGCUCAGAGUUGGGGCGGCGCCUCGGGCGGAGGCACAGGACCAGGCUGGGGGGUAUCUCCCGAGGACCCGGGCUCCUCGGAGCCACCCAGCGGGGAUGUGUGGGUGCCUCGGGGCCGGCCCCCGGCAGCGGCCGCGGAGGUGUGGGUGUGCUGGGCCGGGGGCAGCUGGGUGUGGCGUGAGUGGGACCGCCCAGUCGGGGCAACUGCAGUGCAGCCAGAUAGGGUCUGGACUUUACGCAAAGGGACAGGCGGGAACUGAAGAGCGGAGGUGGGGACCGGGAGGGAGGGAAGGUAUGGGGGUGAGCAAAGGGGCGGGGCCCUGGCUGCUGUGGCCUCCCCUGACCCCCUUCCCCCGCUGCUGGGGUCCUCGGCCAAGCCCCCUUCUCACUGGACUGAAACAUGAGGCUGAGCUGGGUCCGGGUCCUGACAGUACUGUCCAUCUGCCUGAGUGCCGUGGCCACGGCCACGGGGGCCGAGGGCAAAAGGAAGCUGCAGAUCGGGGUCAAGAAGCGGGUGGACCACUGUCCCAUCAAAUCGCGUAAAGGGGAUGUCCUGCACAUGCACUACACGGGGAAGCUGGAAGAUGGGACAGAGUUUGACAGCAGCCUGCCCCAGAACCAGCCCUUUGUCUUCUCCCUUGGCACAGGCCAGGUCAUCAAGGGCUGGGACCAGGGGCUGCUGGGGAUGUGUGAGGGGGAGAAGCGCAAGCUGGUGAUCCCGUCUGAGCUGGGGUAUGGAGAGCGGGGAGCUCCCCCAAAGAUUCCAGGUGGUGCAACCCUGGUGUUCGAGGUGGAGCUGCUCAAAAUCGAGCGACGAUCUGAGCUGUAACCAGACUGGGGAGGGGUAGGGGGAGAGGCCCCCAUCAGGGACCAGACUGUUCCAAAAACAAAACAAAACAAAACAAAAAAAACAAAAAAACUUAAAAGCCCAAGGA
This is a messenger RNA of Cercocebus atys (sooty mangabey), 1209 nucleotides long. RefSeq names its product FK506 binding protein 2, 13kDa (gene FKBP2). The record is from RefSeq and is a predicted model, not a curated record. The transcript has 6 exons. Lineage: Eukaryota; Metazoa; Chordata; Mammalia; Primates; Cercopithecidae. Bases 675 to 1103 code for a protein of 142 amino acids. Gene Ontology annotation, molecular function: peptidyl-prolyl cis-trans isomerase activity. Gene Ontology annotation, biological process: protein peptidyl-prolyl isomerization.